Alternaria novae-zelandiae is the source of this 1113-nucleotide messenger RNA. RefSeq lists its product as uncharacterized. Bases 1 to 1113 code for a protein of 370 amino acids. The transcript has a single exon. The record is from RefSeq and is a predicted model, not a curated record. NCBI's taxonomy places the organism in Eukaryota, Fungi, Ascomycota, Dothideomycetes, Pleosporales, Pleosporaceae.
AUGGGUACCAUGGCUACUCCCACUCUAGCAUACCUGCCAGAGAACUCGCCGAUUGCCGUUGAUCAGAUCCUUGACAAGCCCACCAUCCGGCGAUCGCGCACGUCCGGCACAUUGUCGCCUGCCCGUGUGCUUUCACGUCUUCCAUCGCCGUCGCGCAAUCGGGCCAACACUGCACCAUCUUCUCGCCCAGGAAGUCUUCGCCGUACAAAGACCGACGUUGAUGAUGCCAUCCGCGAACUGAACACCAUAAUCGAGGAGCGCCGUGCCAGCGCCUACCGCUCGCACGCCCACUCACCCGCACUCAUCAACCGUCCUCCACCCUCUCCGUCUCACCACGUACCUUACAUUGCGCCGUCCAUGCGUAUGCAUGUCCGCUCUGAGACUCUCUCAGAUAUCGGCUCUGCAUUCUCAGCUCCUCUGGGCUUCAAGCCCCUCGCCACCACCCCAGAAGCUUCCGCGCCCCGACGAGCAACGAUGGGCCUUACACUCUCCCCACCAUCCUUUGCUCACACCGGCCCCUUGACCUCGAAUCCCAUCACGCCGCCUCCACCCGCUACACCCACCACACCCAUCGCCCGCUUAGGAGCCUGGCUCAAGCGCUCCACCUCCACCCUAGCCUCGAGCUCGCGACCCGCGACGCCAAAAACAGCAGACUCCUUCUACCAAUGCUCGCCCUACCCUGCCCUCCCCACCUCGACCUCCCGCCCCUCAACAUCCGGCUCCCGCACUCUACACAACCGACAAGAAAGCCAAGAAAGUAACGGCACAGCUACCGUAACGCUCUUCUCUACUACAUCCUACGCCUCCACGCGCUCCACCUCGCCCACACCGACGACCCACUCGCUUGCUUCCACAGUUGCCACUUGCUCGCCACCACGGAAGCUUAGGCGCGUUCCUGCUCCCCUGACGCUCGUCAAGGAAAAGGAGAUUGCGGCUGAGGCUGGUCUCUUGAGUGCGACAACAAGGAAGAGCGGUGUCAUGAAUGUGAAGCCGCCUAUGAGUCCUAACUUUGAUCUGCUCAAGGGUAUGGAGAUUAGUGCUAAGGACGUUGGCGUUAAUGGCAGGGCAAGUGCGAUGGUCAUGAGUCCAGGGGCUGUUGGUGUUGCCUUCUAA